Messenger RNA from Pungitius pungitius (ninespine stickleback), 3162 nucleotides. Its product is annotated as sorting nexin-14-like. Gene Ontology annotation, biological process: autophagosome maturation. Gene Ontology annotation, molecular function: phosphatidylinositol-3,5-bisphosphate binding. The transcript has 29 exons. The record is from RefSeq and is a predicted model, not a curated record. The coding region runs from base 176 to 3073 and encodes 965 amino acids. Gene Ontology annotation, cellular component: late endosome. Lineage: Eukaryota; Metazoa; Chordata; Actinopteri; Perciformes; Gasterosteidae.
GAGGUUUAAUGAGCGAUGUGGCAACCCUGCGGCCGAUUAGAAAACAUUCCAUCUCAGCGAAGUCGGUCGGGACUUUCAAAUAAUAAAGGAAAACGUGAAUUAAUAACUUUAGGAGCUUUUUAACAUGUGACUCGCUGUCAGCCGAAGCCUAUGCUGAUGGACAGAAGGUGUUUAUAUGAAGAGCUGUCGCGAUAGUGUCGCUCUGUCAACGGGUCCUCUACAGAGGAUGGCGGGGAUUAGAACGUAUGUGGGUCACGUGACGCGAGGACUGAAGAUUGACGCCAUGAGGGAAGCCGGACGUCAGUAUCCAGUGGUCUGCUUUGUGCUGCUGUCCAUGGUGUCAAUGACUGUGCUGCUCAACAGGUACAUCCACAUCCUGAUGGUGUUCUGGUCCUUCCUGGCCGGAGUCACCACCUUCUACUGCUCCUUCGGCCCAGAGUCUCUCCUCCCCAACAUCCUCUUCUCCGUCAAGCCCCGGAGUAAACGGCGGCGGGAGCCGGCUCUGUUUCCUCUGGGUCACAGCUGUGCCGUCUGCGGGAAGGUGAAGUGCAGCCGCCACCGGCCGACGCUGCUCCUUGAAAACUAUCAGCCGUGGCUCGACCUGAAGGUUCCUUCAAAGGUGGACGCGUCUGUAGCAGAGGUGUUUGAGUUGGUCCUGGAGAACUUUGUGUACCCGUGGUACAGGGACAUCACGGACGACGAGGCCUGCGUGGAUGAACUCAGGAUGACCUUUCGCUUCUUCGCCUCGGUGCUCGUCCGCCGGGCUCAGAAGGUGGACGUUCCCGUCGUGUUCGCAGACAAAGUGAUGAAAGCCGCCAUGAAGCACAUUGAAAUUAUUGCAAAAGCUCGAGGAAAAGAUGAAGGUGUUUCCACACGUCUUCUCCCAUCAGUGGACCUGUGUGCGUCUGCAGUGAAGGACUCGGCCGACCUUCAGCAGGCGGCUCUGGACCAAUACGGCGACGACCUCCACAUGGCGCUGCGCAGCCGGAGGGACGAGCUGCUGUACCUGAGGAAGCUGACCGAGAUGCUGUUUCCCUUCGUCAUGCCGCCCAAAGCCACCGACUGCAGGUCUCUGGCCCUGCUGCAGCGGGAGGUGAUGGCCGGAUCGGUCCUGCUGCCCACCAUGGACUUCAUGGCCGACCCCGACAACGUGAACCUCAUGGUGCUGCUGUUCGUGGACAACUCUCCGCCCGAGUCGCCCAGCGACCCUCCCUCCCCCUUGGUGCCCUUUUUACAGAAAUAUGCCGACGUCAGCAGCAAGAAGCCGUCAGUGCUGAAGUUGGACCUGAAGGAGAUCCGGGAGCAGCAGGAUCUCCUCUUCCGUUUCAUGAACUUCCUGAAGCAGGAAGGAGCCGUUCACGUGCUGCAGUUCUGCCUCGCUGUGGAGGAGUUCAACGAUAAGAUCCUGAGUCCAGAUCUGAGCGACUCGGAGCUGCAGCGGCUCCACGGCGAGGUGUUGCACAUCUACGAGACCUACUGCCUGGACGAGAGCAUCGACAAGAUCAGCUUCGACGGGUUCAUCGUGGAGGAGAUCAGGAACAUCGCUGUAGGUCCAUACGGCGACGUGGUGAAGCUGCAGACGAUGCACUGCCUCUUCGAGGCGUACGAACACGUCCUGUGUCUGCUGGAGAGAGUCUUCACCCCGAUGUUCUGCCACAGCGACGAGUACUUCAGGCACCUGCUGAGGGGGGCGGAGUCGCCCACCAGGAACUCCAGAAUCAACAGGAACCCGUCUAAGCGAGGCGAGUCGUUCGGGAUCAGCAGGAUCGGCAGCAGGAUCAAAGGCGUGUUCAAGAGCAGCGCCACGGAGGGCGCCAUGCUGCCGCCCAGCGCCAUGAGCGACCCGGACUACGAGCUGGUGGAGGAGGCCACCGUGGUGGUGGAGGACGACUCCCCCGCCGAGCCGGCCGCGGCGCCGGGCUCCCCGAGGAACCUGUCGGCCUGGAGCCUCGUCAUCCCCUACAUCGACAUGUACGACGACCACGUGAAGCGCGAGAGGGUCCCGGUGUUCUGCAUCGACGUGGAGCGCCGCGACCGCCAGGAAGGUGAGGAGGUCACAGUCGGGCACCACCCUGAGACGUGGUCGGUGUUCCGCAGAUACCUGGAGUUCUACGUGCUGGAGUCCAAACUCACAGAGUUCCACGGCACAUUUGCAGACGCUCAACUUCCUUCCAAAAGAAUCAUCGGACCAAAGAAUUGUGAUUUUCUGGCCUCCAAAAGGGAGGAAUUUGAGGAGUAUUUACAGAGGCUCCUGCAGCAUCCGGAGCUCAGCAACAGUCAGCUGCUGGCAGACUUCCUGUCUCCUCACAGCGUGGAGUCUCAGUUCCUGGAGCGGAUGCUUCCUGAUGUGAACCUGGGGAAGAUCUUUAAGUCGGUCCCAGGGAAGCUGAUGAAGGAGAAAGGACAGAACCUGGACCCCUUCAUCCAGUCCUUCUUCAACUCCUGCGAGGCGCCCAAACCCAAACCCAGCCGUCCGGAGCUGACGGUCCUCAGCCCGUCCACCGAGAGCAGCAAGAAGCUCUUCAACAAGCUGUUCAGGAACAACGCCAACCUGCCGGAGAGUUCAGAGAGGAAACCCAACGACAACAUCCAGGAAACGAUGUCAGUAGACGGCAUGUAUGACUACGUGAUGUAUGUCGGUCGGACGGUGUUCCACACAGCGGACUGGCUCCAUCACACUCUGGCUGCUGUGAGGAUCCUUCUGAAGAACACGUUUGAAGCCUACGUGGACCAGUUCAUGCAGUCCAAGCUGGAGCAGAUGCUCCAGGAGAACCACAUAGUGUCCCUCAUCACUCAGCUCAGAGACUCGGUGUUCUGUGAGAGCAGCGAGCAGCGAGCUCCUGAGGACCAACAGGUCCGAGCCAAGCAGACCUUCGAUGAGAUGAUGAACUUUCUACCAGACUUCGUGGAGAAGUGCGUCGGCCAGGAGGCGAAAUACGAAGGAAUCCGCCUGCUGUUCGAUUCCUUCCAGCAGCCCGUCCUCAACAAGCAGAUGACGUACGUCCUGCUGGACAUCGCCGUGCAGGAGCUCUUCCCCGAGCUCCGCCAGGGAGCGAAGGACGCCGCCGUGUGACGAGGAUCAACAUCUGGAUCCCAGAAGUGCAAUAAUCACUAUAAACCUCUGGGCUCAUAUUUACAUUGCAAUAAAGAGAUAUUUAUUAA